UAUAUGUAGCUUGUAGAUAUAUUCUCAAGAGGAACGAUGGUUAAAGUUUUAGGACUAAAACCCCUAUUCAAACCACAGCUCGUUAUGAAGCCAUAGCUUUUUAAGAGUGAAAAGGCUCAAAAUGGGAUUGCAGUACUCCUUUGCGAUGCUUAGACUAUUUUGCAGGCUAUCACCUUCUACGCCCAAACUUCUUUCAGUCCCAACUUGUGCAUCAGCAAAGGUGAAAUAUUUUAGGAUAAGGGCAUUCGGAACAGCAGCCGUAGUCGUCGCCGAAAGGAACGGUGUCGACACCUUCUUCGCGGAGGAAGACGUGUCCUGGACGUCUCUCGGUGUAUCUGACCACCUUUCUCGAUCUCUAUCAAGUAUUGGCCUUCAGAGACCCUCUCUGGUUCAGACUGCAUGCAUACCAAAUAUACUUUCGGGAGCUGAUGUGGUGGUUGCUGCCGAGACUGGUAGUGGGAAAACCCAUGGCUACUUGGUUCCAUUGAUUGAUAAGUUAUCUCGAAGUGGCAGUAUAUCAGGAGGGGAAGGUCUUGGUGAUCGGGAAGCCACCAAGUCCCAUCAACUUUCUCUUGUUUUAUGUCCAAAUGUCAUGCUGUGUGAGCAAGUGGUUCGCAUGGCUAAUUGUAUUUGUGACAACUGUGGUGAACCAUUGCUCAAAGUUGCUGCUGUUUGUGGCCGACAGACUUGGCCAGUGAAAAAACCAGAUGUGAUGGUGUCAACUCCAGCUGCACUUUUAAAUUAUAUUUACACAAUUGACUCAGAGAAUUGCCACCAUACUGCUUUUAUACGUAGUGUGACACAUGUGGUUUUUGAUGAGGCAGACAUGCUUCUUUGUGGGAGUUUCCAAAACCAAGUCAUUCGACUCAUAAAUAUGCUCCGUUUUGAUGAGAAACAAGCAUCCUGCUUAAAAAAUCCUGAAAGUGAGAUAUUGAUGGGCCCGGGCCCCAAUUCUCCUCCUGUUUAUGACCAUGAAGAGGACAAUGGGGAGCCACAAGAUAAUUGCAGCAACAAAGAAGAUGAUUCGGAAGAUCAUUCUAGUGUAACAGAGUCAGAAAUUGAUUGCAAGGUUGGGAAGAGAACAGAUUGGAGAAGAGUGAGAAAAACAUAUGUGAGAAGUAAGCAGUACAUUUUUGUAGCUGCCACACUUCCUGAGAAUGGGAAAAAAACUGCUGGAGGAGUGUUAAAACGGAUGUUUCCUGAUGCAUGCUGGGUCAGUGGAAACUACCUCCAUUGCCACAACCCAAGGUUAGAGCAGAGGUGGAUUGAAGUUACAACGGACACUCAGGCUGAUACUUUGAUAAAUGCUGUAAAAGAUGGAAUCCACUCCUCUGGAGCACUUAGAACAAUGGUGUUCGCGAACACGGUUGAUGCCGUGGAAGCUGUUGCCAAGAUCUUGACCCAGGCAGGGAUCAAAUGUUUCUGCUACCACAGUAAUUGCUCUCUGGAGCAACGUACAGAAAGCUUAAUUAGUUUUCAGCAGAGCGGCGGCGUUUUCGUGUGCACUGAUGCCGCUGCACGCGGUCUUGAUGUCCCAGAUGUUUCACAUGUUAUUCAGGCAGAAUUUGCUACAUCUGCUGUAGAUUUUUUGCAUAGGGUUGGCCGUACUGCCAGAGCAGGUCAUUCUGGGCUGGUGACCAGCCUGUUUACUAAAUCAAACAGGGAUCUCGUCUCCACCGUUCGUCGGGCCGAAAACCUUGGGGAACCAGUGGAGAAGGCCUUCAGUCGAAAGCGGGGAUUCCGAAAUAAGAUUAAGAAGAGAGGAUCUAUAAACAUGGAUGGUGUAGCAGUCAUGGAAGAACAUGUUCUCGCGUGAUGAAGCUCUGCCUACUUCCAUUAGCCCGAUAUAUUGAUGCAUAUUUAGUUGAAGACUCCUUGAUCAAUAGUGGGCUGUGAAGAUGAAGAGGAGG
Molecule: messenger RNA, 1910 nt
Organism: Cuscuta europaea
Lineage: Eukaryota; Viridiplantae; Streptophyta; Magnoliopsida; Solanales; Convolvulaceae
Source: the annotation of a GenBank genome assembly